Molecule: messenger RNA, 2072 nt
Organism: Trichomycterus rosablanca
Lineage: Eukaryota; Metazoa; Chordata; Actinopteri; Siluriformes; Trichomycteridae
Gene: ttyh2l
Product: tweety homolog 2, like
Exons: 14
Coding region: 87-1718 (543 amino acids)
Cellular component (GO): plasma membrane
Molecular function (GO): volume-sensitive chloride channel activity; intracellularly calcium-gated chloride channel activity
Source: RefSeq, a predicted model, not a curated record
UAACAAAACGCUUACUUUCUUGUUUUUUACGGACAGUCGUGUAAAGUAAGUAUAAAGAGUGUGAGGAUUUAUUGUUGUUAUUGAGGAUGGCGACCGCUCGACAGGACUACGUUGCCCCGUGGUGGACUUACUGGCUUCACAACUUCCCUCACGUUAAUUUUAAUUUCCAAGCAGUUGAUAGUGUAUUUAAACCAGAAGAAGUGAACUACCAGCAGUCUCUGAUCUUUCUGGCCUGCAUGGCAGCCAUGGGUCUCGGUGUGAGCUUGCUGAUUCUGGCCGUCUAUUUGAGCUGCCUGUGCUUCUGGCGCAGGGAGGAGGCCGAGGAGACCAAGAGGCCCGACACCUGCUGCGUCACAUGGACCGCUGUGAUCGCGGGCCUGGUCAUAUGUUCUGCAGUGGGAGUCGGUUUCUAUGGAAACAGCGAAACCAACGAUGGCAUCUAUCAAAUGGCGUAUUCACUCAACAAUGCCAAUCACACCCUGGGUGCCAUUGAAAACCAGGUGAACGCUUCACUGAACAUCAUGCAGGUACGGCUGAAGGAGCACCUGGCACGUCUGGAUGAGAUCUUCUCGCCGAGGGCAGACUACACCCAGACCCUGCGCUUCAUGCAGCAGAUGGCUGACAACAUCGUCCGCCAGCUCACCGCCAUGCCUAACGUCAGCCAUACCAGACAGAGCAUCACAGCAGUCACCAACCGGGCCAGCUACGUCGAGUACUACAGAUGGCUGGCGUAUCUGCUGCUGCUGAUUCUGGACCUGGCUAUUUGCUUGGGUUGCUGUUUGGGACUAGCGAAGCAGUCUCGCUGGCUGCUUACACUCAUUAUGACAGUUGGCGUGCUGACUCUGAUCCUAAGCUGGGCAUCGCUCGGAGCGGGCACUGCCACCGCAGUGGGCUCCAGCGACUUCUGCGUGGCCCCUGACAAAUUCAUCAUGAAUCAAACCAAGGACUACUUAAGUGGAGAAGUAACACACUACUACCUGUACUGUAGCCAGACGCUGUCCAAUCCUUUUCAGCAGUCAGUUUGUCUUCUCCAUGUGUUGCAGUCUCUGACACUUUUCCAGAGGUCUUUGACGACCAUGCAAAUUCAGGUGCAGGGCUUAUUGCAGUAUUCUGUCGGCAUCUUUCCCACCGCUCAGAGGGAUCUGUUGGGUAUUCAAGGCCUCCUGAAUACCACCGAGUUCAGCUUGAAUCAGCUCACCGCCUUGCUGGACUGCCGCAGCCUGAAUAAGGAUUACCUCGACGCCCUGGUGGGAGUGUGUUACGACGGCGUGGAGGGCAUGCUCUACCUUUGCCUCUUCUCCAUGCUUGCAGCGUGUGCUUUCAGUGCCAUGCUGUGCGCUAUCCCGCGGGCGUUUCUCCUCAUAGUGAACAGGGGCAGGAACUACGACGACAUAGACGAGGAGGACCCGUUUAACCCACGAGGACGCCGCAUGGCCCCUUACAACCCGAACCGUACUAACGUGCACAGCUUCUGCAGCUACAGCAGCAGCCUGGGCAGCCAGACCAGCCUGCAUCCACCACCUCCAGCCGCCUCCAAUCCUCCCCCUCCAGAGUACAUGAAUCAAGCAUCGCUGUUUGGAGAGAAUCCCCGCUAUGAAAACGUGCCACUGAUCGGAAGAGGUUCACCUCCACCCUCGUAUUCACCCAGCAUGAGGACCACAUACCUGUCUAUGACUGAUGCCCAGAUCAGACACUUCGGAAGGGACCUCCAGGUAUAGAGUGCGGGUGACCCCUCCGCUGAAGCACCCACGCUUACCGUGGAAGACUUUUACUCCAUACUUGAACCAGGGACGCCCGUGGGGGUGCGUUUCUUUCUUCCUCACUCGACGGGGGAUUCGAAAGACUCUUAAGAGACUCAUAUGAUGCAGCGUGUCUUCCGGGCAAACUCUGUAAAAUAGCUACACACAUCCAAGCUUUUUUUUACUUAGUACAGUUACAUGUAUGUCAAAAUAGAAAAUUUGCAACAAAAAGGCCUUCAUCUCCACGACUGCACUGAAGUGGAGCUGAUUUAUUCCCAUUCAUGCAUAUUUUAUUGCAUUUAAGACACGGCACCACAUAGAAAUGUCUUAUAU